UAUAUAGUAAUCAUAAGAUUACAUACGUGAAUUCUUACAAGAAAAUGCAUAGGAUUUUCUUCUACAUCUACUUAUGUGCCACCAUUUUCGUAUAUGUGAGUGCACUGACAUGUGAAAUGUGUGGAACGUUCGAGUGUCAUAACAAAAGUGAUGAUGAAUGUCCUUCUGGCCUUGUGACUGAUAUCUGCGAUUGCUGUCUCGUUUGUGGAAAAAGUGAAAAUGAAACUUGUGGAGGAAUUUGGAAUGUAUUAGGGAAAUGUGGAGAAGGACUUUAUUGCAAAAAAGAGAACGAAAUUCCAUACAGUCCUGGAAUCUGUAUAAGAAACUAAUUGUUAAAGUAUGUAAAAUAAUUGUUUUAACACCAAUAUUUAUUAAAAUUUUCUUGCAAAAUAUAAAAAAAUUUGUGAUGUGU
Centruroides sculpturatus (bark scorpion) is the source of this 412-nucleotide messenger RNA. RefSeq names its product venom protein 302-like. Gene Ontology annotation, biological process: regulation of cell growth; regulation of signal transduction. Lineage: Eukaryota; Metazoa; Arthropoda; Arachnida; Scorpiones; Buthidae. The record is from RefSeq and is a predicted model, not a curated record. The transcript is spliced from 4 exons. The coding region runs from base 45 to 329 and encodes 94 amino acids. Gene Ontology annotation, molecular function: insulin-like growth factor binding. Gene Ontology annotation, cellular component: extracellular region.